AUGGGUCAGUCUCUGUCUGCUUCUGCUUGCUCUCCAUUGCAGUGUUUCUUAAAAAAUUUUCAGGACUUCCACCGACGAGCUGCUGGGUCGGGUGCCAUGGUCAACCCAGAAACUCUUAGGGCCCUUUGUGAGCUUGAAUGGCCAACUUUUCCAGACUCUAAUUGGCCCUCCGAGGGCACCCUAAAUUUGCCGAUUGCUUUUCAGGUUCAAAGAGUUAUUUAUGGAAGACCAGGACAUCCAGAUCAGAUUCCCUAUAUUGAAACCUGGAUUGACGUCCUCGCUGACUGCCCCAAAUGGCUUAAAAACUGCUCACCACCUAAAUCGUCUAAACCCACAUGGGACGACUGUCAACAACUCCUGCAGACCCUUUUUAUGUCAGAGGAGAGAGAAAGAAUCUGUGCCCAGGGACGAAAAUUAGUCGUGGGGCCAGAUGGUCUGCUGACCACGGAAGUAGACCACCUUGAGGCUGUUUUUCCCUUCACCCAACCCCGGUGGGACCCUGACACUGACCAAGUGGACACUGGGGUGACUUUCUCUGUACUCCAAGAAGCAGAAAGCCCUUUAUCACAAAAACAGACCCCGAUCCAGGGGGCCACUGGAGGAAUCAAGUCCUAUCCAUGGACACAGGCCCAAAUAAGUAACUUAGGGGAGAAAACCAUUACUCACUCUUUCUUAGUUAUGCCCGAGUGCCCCUACCCUCUAGUUGGCCGCGACUUGCUCCACAAACUGCGAGCAACCAUCUCCUUCCAAGAUGAAGGGCCAGAAGUAGACUUCCCAAAGCAACCAAGUUCCAUCUUAAUUACCUGCCCUCUUUCCAAAGAGUACCUCCUCCUAGCCAGGGAGGACACUAAUAAACAAAAUGCUGAACUCUUAGUGAAGUGGCAGAAAGAAAUACCGGAGGUGUGGGCAGAGAUGAACCCCCCAGGGCUGGCUGGCCACCAACCCCCCAUCGUUGUUCAGCUCCUAAGCAGUGCCACACCUGUCCAGGUCCGGCAUUACCCAAUAAGCUACCGAGCUAAGAAAGGAAUAGCUGUCCAUAUUAGAAGACUAAGGGAAGCGGGGAUCCUUGUGCCCUGCAAGUCCUCUUGGAACACCCCACUCCUACCCCUCCAGAAACCAAGGACUGAGGACUUUAGGCCAGUACAAGACCUAUGAGAGGUCAACAAAAGAGUUGAAACCAUCCAUCCAACGGUCCCUAACCCAUAUACUCUGCUCACUACUCCCCCUGAUAGAAAAGUGUAUACUGUACUAGACUUAAAGGAUGCUUUCUUCUCACUACCCCUGGUCCCUGUCAGCCAGCCCCUCUUUGCCUUUGAGUGGACGGACCCCAAAGUAGGGGAUUCAGGACAAUUAACUUGGACUAGACUGCCCCAGGGUUUUAAAAACUCCCCUACUCUUUUUGAUGAGUCCCUAAGCCGGGACCUACUAGAAUUCCGAGAAAAACACCCCGAAGUUACUGUCCUCCAAUAUGUGGAUGACAUCCUCCUUGUGGCAGAAUCUCCCGAAGAGUGCCAGAAAGCAACAGAGGAGUUAUUAAAAACCCUCGGGCUGUUAGGAUAUCGGGCAUCAGCAAAAAAGGCACAACUUUGCAUUUCACAAGCUUCUUAUAUUGGGUAUAAUAUAACUGAAGGAAAGAGAACGUUGUCUGAUAAACGUAUUCAAGCCAUUCUCCAAAUUCCAGCACCCCGGACAAAGUGA
Molecule: messenger RNA, 1698 nt
Organism: Choloepus didactylus (southern two-toed sloth)
Lineage: Eukaryota; Metazoa; Chordata; Mammalia; Pilosa; Megalonychidae
Biological process (GO): proteolysis; virion assembly
Molecular function (GO): aspartic-type endopeptidase activity
Source: RefSeq, a predicted model, not a curated record